AUGAAGCUGCUGGGUGAGACGUCAGUGAUGGUGACCGCGGUCAGUAAGACCAAACCGGCCGCCGCUCAGUUCAUGCCGCUCGUGGUGGAUUACAGGCAGAAAUCUCGUAUGUUAGUAAUGCGCUCCUGUCUGAUGCUGUGUGUGUGUGUUUGUGCAGAUCGCUCCAUCAGGCCGCUGUUUCCCGCCGGAUACUUCUACGACACACAGGUGCUGUGCAACAUCUUAGCCGCAGAUGGAGUCAACGACCCUGACAUUCUGGCCAUCAAUGGAGCGUCUGCGGCUCUGGCUCUGUCUGAUAUCCCCUGGAACGGACCCAUCGGAGCGGUGCGUGUGGGCCUCGUGGACGGAGAGUUCCUCAUCAACCCCACGCGCUCAGAGAUGAGCGGCAGCAAACUCAACCUGGUGAUCGCCGGAGCCCCGUCCAGCCAAGUGGUAAUGAUGGAGGCGGCGGCGGAGAACGUCCUGCAGCAGGACUUCAGUCACGCGGUGAAGCUCGGCGUCAAGCACACGCAGCAGAUCAUCCUGGCCAUCCAGCAGAUGAGCAGAGACAUGAAGAUCAGCAAACGCUCUCCUGCCAGACUCUUCACCGCCUCCGCCGAGAUGCUGGACUACACAUGCCAGUUGGCGUCUGAUAAGAUCUACGCUGUAUUUACAGACUUCACACACGACAAGAUCUCCCGAGAUGAAGCGAUCAAUAAGAUCCGUCUGGAGGCGGAGGAGCACAUCAGAGAGAGGUUCCCGCAGUCAGAGUCCUUCGAGGUGGUGGAGGCCUUCAACAGCGUCUCCAGAGAGGUCUUCAGGAAUCUGGUUCUCAGUGAAUACAGGCGGUGUGACGGCAGAGAUCUGACGUCUCUGCGCAACAUUUCCUGCGAGGUGGACGUCUUCAAGCCUCUCCACGGCUCGGCUCUCUUCCAGAGGGGGCAGACACAGGUGCUGUGCUCCGUCACGUUUGACUCUCUGGAGUCCAGUAUGAAAUCAGACGCGAUAUCCACCGCGCUCAGUGGCGUCAAAGACAAGAACUUCAUGCUGCACUAUGAAUUUCCUCCGUAUGCCACCAAUGAGAUCGGGAAGAUGGGAGGAGCGAACCGGCGGGAGCUGGGUCACGGAGCGCUGGCGGAGAAGGCGCUGAGGCCCGUCGUUCCUCCAGAUUUCCCCUUCACCAUCCGCGUCACGUCUGAGGUGCUGGAGUCCAACGGCUCGUCCUCCAUGGCCUCGGUGUGUGGCGGCAGUUUAGCGCUCAUGGAUGCAGGUGUGCCCAUGUCCUCCGCUGUAGCCGGAGUCGCCAUCGGCCUCAUAUCUAAAGCCCAUCCUGAGAAAGCGUCAGAGAUCCAGGACUACAGGCUGCUGACCGAUAUUCUGGGAAUAGAGGACUACAACGGAGACAUGGACUUCAAGAUGGCAGGCAGCAGUAAAGGGAUCACGGCUCUGCAGCGAAGCACACACUUGGUUCAGACGGCGUGCGUGUGUGUGUGUGUGUGUGUGCGAGUGGGUGUGUGUGUGUGUGUGAUGAAGCUCUGCUCUUGCUCUCUGGCAGGUGUGACCAUCUCUCAGGUGGAUGAGGAGACGUUCUCUGUGUUUGCUCCGACGCCCGGCGCCAUGAGUGAAGCGCAGGAGUUGAUCCGAGCUGUCUGCAGAGAUGAUCAGGAGCAGCAGCUGGAGUUCGGAGCCGUGUACACAGCCACCGUCACAGAGAUCAGGGACAUCGGCGUGAUGGUGAAGCUCUAUCCCAACAUGAGCGCUGUGCUCCUGCACAACUCCCAGCUGGACCACAAGCGGAUCAAGCACCCCAGCGCUCUAGGACUGGAGGUCGGGCAGCAGAUCCAGGUGAAGUAUUUCGGCCGCGACCCCACGGAUGGCAGGAUGAGGCUGUCUCGUAAGGUGCUGCAAUCUCCGGCGGCGGCGGCGGUGAGGAGUCUGAGCGACAGACACAGCAUCUCUGUAGGAGCGUCCGGAGAGCAGAGCCCAGACUCAUAGAGCGGCUCACCUGCGCCUUACUGAACACUCUGUAUUUUAUAAUAAACGCUCUUAUUACACA
Sinocyclocheilus rhinocerous is the source of this 2035-nucleotide messenger RNA. It is a transcript of the gene pnpt1, whose product is annotated as polyribonucleotide nucleotidyltransferase 1. The record is from RefSeq and is a predicted model, not a curated record. Gene Ontology annotation, molecular function: 3'-5'-RNA exonuclease activity; polyribonucleotide nucleotidyltransferase activity; RNA binding. The transcript is spliced from 24 exons. Bases 1 to 1974 code for a protein of 657 amino acids. Lineage: Eukaryota; Metazoa; Chordata; Actinopteri; Cypriniformes; Cyprinidae. Gene Ontology annotation, cellular component: mitochondrion; cytosol. Gene Ontology annotation, biological process: mitochondrial RNA 3'-end processing; mitochondrial mRNA catabolic process.